This is a messenger RNA of Leguminivora glycinivorella, 956 nucleotides long. RefSeq lists its product as uncharacterized. Lineage: Eukaryota; Metazoa; Arthropoda; Insecta; Lepidoptera; Tortricidae. The transcript has 3 exons. The coding region runs from base 220 to 690 and encodes 156 amino acids. The record is from RefSeq and is a predicted model, not a curated record.
GCUGUCACUGCGAACCGCAACUAUCUACUAAAUCGAAUAUCCUACUAUUUUUAAAGUACACAGUCCUAAAAACGCUGGAAAGAUUGUCCGAGUAAAUUAUGGUGCUGGCGAUAACAAAACUCGAACAUAGAUAACAUGGUGCAGGGGAGAUAGUGUUCAACAAAAUGCCUUGGUGAUCGGUGUUAGUCAGUAAAGAAAAACUUUGUAUUGUGAACGAAAAUGUUAGUGUUUUUAGUUUUUAGUGUGAUUGGAUUGGUUCCGUAUGUGACAACAGAAAGCUGCUUCCAACAACGCUGCCUCGGCUGCCAUCCAGACGACGCCACAUUUCCCGGUUCCCCCAUAGAAUGUCACCCCAGUACCUCAGUCACUGCCGAGUGGAUACACAAUCUAGGGCAUCCGCCACCAUCCACGGAUUCAAAAGUACCUAUAGAGUACCGCUGUCUCAAGAUGGUAGCGACGCCAGAUGAUAAGUCAUUUGGCAACACCGUGGACGUUAUACGCGGGUGCAUCCCCAGAGUCCAAGUGGACUCAGUGUGUCUCGCCCUAAAGGCCGUGGAGCGAGCGAGAGGCCACAGCGACGCGCGUUGUUUCACAUGCAACAGAAAUAAUUGCAACUCGGCAACUAUCAUACAAGUAUUUAGCCUUCAUAUAGUAUUUGCCAUUUGUUUUAUGUUCUUUUUAUUGGGGUAGUUUAUAUUUAGUAGCUAGUUAUUUUAGCCGAAUGAGUAAAGUGCGACAUACUAUAUCUCUAUUCCUACAAAUUGUAUAUAAACUGUUGUACACAAUAAAGUGAUUACUACUACUACAAUUUUAGAAAUUUAACGAGUUUUUCGUAACUGUCACAUUUUUGACGUAAAGUUUAAAACAUGGCAACAUUUUUUUACAGAAAAUUAUUUCAUUUCUACAAUUUUGUGUCACACUAUAUUUAUUCUGUCCUGUGACAUUUAUUUUGUUUA